UAGCGCAGAUCCUGCCGGACAUCUUGGAAGCAGCAGACGACGGGAAUGAGAGGAUAGCGGAAGUGGAGGAACAAGAAAGGGUGGGACGAUGGAGAUGCCAGCUCGACGCGUCUUGGGUCCUAGAAGAUACUGGAGUGGGGCUGAGUUUUAUUGUGUUCGAUGGCGACAUGGAGGUACGCUUGGAAUCAGACUGUCAACAGCUGGUACACAUCAUCAACUUCUCUAAGAAGUGGCCAGCACUUGAUCCAGAGCUUGAUGCCAUUGAGGCACUGAGAACUUCUUUUAUUUCCUUUUCGCUGAGUUUUUUACCUCGUUCUUUGAACUUCCGUGCGGAUGCUCUUGCAAAAGAGGCCCGAUCACGUGAUUUACACUACAUGUUGGUUGACAGUAUGGUCUCUAUUCCGCUAGCUCACGAGGCUAGUACGAUAGGACCGGUUUAAGUUUGAAAUAAAGCUUUUGAUGACAAAAAAAAAAAAAAAUCGGAUUUGUUAUUUGACUUACGUCGUAAAGUCGGUUACAAAUAAGAAACACCACCGAGAAAAAAAGGGAAAAAAGAAACAGCCACGAGAAGCAGAAAGCGUAACAGAGAAGAAGAAGAAGUAGUAGAGAGAAAGAGUACUACGAUGAAAACAGAUGAUAAAAAGGAGAAGCCAGCAAUACCCAUGUUAGCAUCCGAAGCGCCCAAGCCAAACGCAGCCAUGGAAACGCAGUCUGCAAACGGCGGCGGCGGGACAAAAGGGAAGAAACGCAACCGCAAAAUCUGCAUCUGCGUCACACUCCUCAUCCUCCUCCUCAUCUUCAUAGUCGUCCUCGUCUUAGGCCUCACUCUCUUCAAACCCAAACGCCCCAUCACCACCAUCGACUCCGUCGCCGUGGAUCGUCUCCAAGCCUCCGUCGACGUCCUCAAUCUCAAGGUCGUCCUAAACCUAACGCUCAGCGUCGAUCUCUCCUUGAAAAACCCUAACUGCGUCGGAUUCAGCUUCGGCAACUCGUCCGCGUUGCUUAACUACGGCGGCAAGUUAAUCGGAGAGGCGCCGCUUCCGGCGAGUCGAGUCGGGCCGGAGAAUACGCUGCCUAUGAACAUAACGCUGACGUUGAUGGCGGAUCGGUUACUCACCGACACGCAGAUUAUUAAUGACGUCAUGUCCGGGUCUAUACCUAUCAACACUUUCGUUAAGGUCGCCGGGAAAGUAAGUGUUCUGAAGAUCUUUAAGAUUAAAGUUCAGUCGUCUUCGUCGUGUGAUAUUGUCAUCUCUGUUGCGAAUCGUAACGUUACGAGUCAACACUGUAAGUAUUCGACUAAGCUGUGAUCGUUGUCUGAAGGUUUUUAGUUUAUAGAUCUGCGUUGCUUUUGUCUUCUUGUUGUCCUGAUGGUUUUGUUUUUGAAUUUUUUUUUUAUGUGUGUGUGUAUUAUAUGGUUUAGAACAAAAUAAAUUCAAAAGACAUUGGUUUGUUUUUUUCA
Molecule: messenger RNA, 1462 nt
Organism: Brassica napus (rape)
Lineage: Eukaryota; Viridiplantae; Streptophyta; Magnoliopsida; Brassicales; Brassicaceae
Product: NDR1/HIN1-like protein 6
Exons: 2
Coding region: 624-1310 (228 amino acids)
Cellular component (GO): plasma membrane
Source: RefSeq, a predicted model, not a curated record